This is a messenger RNA of Musca vetustissima, 4523 nucleotides long. RefSeq lists its product as uncharacterized. Lineage: Eukaryota; Metazoa; Arthropoda; Insecta; Diptera; Muscidae. Gene Ontology annotation, cellular component: cytoplasm. Bases 79 to 4521 code for a protein of 1480 amino acids. The record is from RefSeq and is a predicted model, not a curated record. The transcript is spliced from 11 exons. Gene Ontology annotation, biological process: signal transduction; regulation of GTPase activity.
CAGAGACUUGCCGCCACCACCACCAACAGUAGCAGCUCUGGCAUUAGCUCCAGCAGCACCACAAACGGCAGCAGUUCAAUGUUGCGUGAUAAAUACCAUAAGGAUUAUGAAUUCAUGGAAACAUUGCAGGAAACUGGUGUCACUAACAAAGUAUUUGAAAGCAAAUUGGUUUCACAUUUAGCCCGAGGUUUUGAUCCUUUCAAGCCUUUGUCUAUCAACACAAAUGCCAUUGAAUCUACAACAACAGCAGCAACAAUGGCAUCAUCUACAGCUCCAGGCAAUAAUAGCAACAGCAGCAGCAACAACACGGGCAGCAACAUUAUGAAAAAGCCAAGUGUUUUAUAUGAUUCACUGCAUCAUCUUCCAUUGCAUCAAAUGCAGCAGGUGCAGCAACAAUCGUCCUCAUCAUCUGUGGUCGAUGGCCAUCGUUUUAGUCGCAUGGAAAUCUAUAAGGCCAGUGUGGCCAAUGCAACAAUCGAUCCGGCCUCAGUACAACCCUCAUCCACAGCUUCAGGCGGUAGCAGCAGCGGCAGCAAUGUUAUAAGACGUUUCAGACCCAUGUCUUCAUUCGAUGAUUCGAAACCAAUGCGUCGCAUUUCAUAUUUACGUGCUACCAAUGAUGACUAUCAUGAUACAUCGGCCACAUCGCUGGCCAACACAUCAACCAGCAGCAUAGCGGAAACGCUCUCCACGAAAUCCACAAAAUCUCAACAACAGCACAUUGAGGAACAUCCUGAUCCAAUAUAUGAUACAGUGGGUGGUGGUGGUGCUGAUAGUACCAGUGAUUCAUUGGAUGCCUUGGAAGAUUUGAAAUUGGAUGCAUCUUGUAGUAGUCGUAGAACAUCUGUAAAUAGUGAUCUAAGACACAGCGUUCACAUUGAUAGCCUCAGUGGUAUUGAUCUAAACGGUAAAAUGGAAUCAAAAGAUAUUUCAACCGAUAUGGAAAUCUUUGAAACGGAAAUGGAAAUCAAAUCAUCAUCAAUACAAGGCAAACGACAAUCCGAAUAUCGUUCAUGGCGCCAAGUUAAAAUCGAAAUUAAAGGUGAUAUGUUAAGAAUAUAUCCCAGUCGUAAUACGAAAUCAGAUAGCAAUGUACUUGAACUCGACAUUAGAAACUUUGAAAUCUUUGACGAAUCAGAUAAAAAGAAAUAUGUAUUUCGCAUGCAAUCGAAACCCUCACCGAUAGCCACAUUAGGCAAUGAAUUAAAUAUUGAUGAUGUUCCCGACAAAUUGACAUCAUCGACCGGUAGUUCCUCGUCAACACAGCAACAACAAACAACGGAAACGAACAAUCAGCCGCAUACCGAUAUUCUAUUUAAAACGAAGAGUGGUGCUGAAAUGAAAAGGAUAUACGGUUUAUUGCAAUGGAAGAAUAGUUUAAUAUUUAAUGACAAUGAUCCUCAAGGUAAACAGUUAGCGGAACCGCAAAAAACUCCCGCUAGCAUGUCUACAACAACACACAACAGCAAUUACUGUGAUGACAAUGUACAACAGCAACAACAAUCAGGAAGCGGCAGCGGUCAACAACAUUUACAAGCCGAACAUUCACCCUUAAGUUCAACGUCACGUAGCGAAUUAGAAGCAACUGAUUCAAUAUCGCCUGUUAUGAAAACACGCAAAUCAUCUUCACACAAAAAUAUACCCGACAAAGAUUUGGGUUCGCCAAAAGCCAAAAAUUGGAAAGAUCUAUUGUUUCGUCGUGGCGGUGGUAGUAGCAGUAGCGGGCACAGUGCCGAUUUAUCACCAUCCAAUUUGUCAUCGUCGUCGAAAACUGUCGGUUCAAUUGGUGUACCAUUGAAAACGUGUCCCAUGUCCAAGAACAACGAAUACGUGCCCACUCUUGUGGAUGUCUGUACGAAUAUUGUCGAAACUAAAGGCUUGGGCGUUGUUGGCAUUUAUCGUAUACCGGGCAAUAAGGCAGCCAUAUCAGAGCUGUGCGAUCAAGUGAAUAAAUGUGAUUUCUCAUGGGAUCGCUGCAAUACAGAUGUCAGAUGGGAAGAUGUUAAUGUGGUCUCAAGUUUGCUUAAAUUAUUCAUAAGAAGUCUACCCGAUGCAUUGCUGCCAAGUUCCUUUUAUAAUCAAUUUAUUGAAGCUGAUAAGAAAGUGGGUAUGGAACGAUUAACUGAAUUGAAAACUCUGUUGGAGGCAUUGCCACGGUAUUCGCACGAAACAAUGAAACAUGUAUUUCGUCAUUUGAAUCGUGUCAGCAAACAUUGUGAUGUUAAUUUAAUGGAGCCGAAAAAUUUGGCCAUCAUUUUUGGACCAUCGAUAAUACGCACACCGAAUGAUGCCUUGGAUGUGGCCGUAAAGGAUAUGAAACAUCAGUGUCGUAUUGUGGAAUUGCUGUUGACACAUUAUGAAUAUUUCUUUGAAAAUGGCGAAGCACCCGAUAUCGAUGAUGUUUGUGGCAAUAAUGUAGCUCCCUCGUCAUCGUCAUCAACGACGGGAUCCACCACCCUACAACAGCAGCAACAACAACAGCAGGAAGAAAACCAAACUAAUAUGCUGCUGCAUAACAUUUCAAAAAUUGAAAGACUCACCGAACGGGAAUCCAGUUCAUCCAGCACCACAACCACAUCGCGUAGCACAUCACGUUUCAUACGCAACUUGGGCAAGCCCAAGCCUAGCAAACGACCCGAACCGGCAGCAUAUGAUAUUGGUUUGGUAAGCAAAUCUUCCAGUAGUAGCACUAGUAAAUCUAAAUCUUUUCACUCUACAUCCAAUACCACCACAAACACCAACACCUCCACCAAGAACACAAAACAUUCUUUAAUCACUACACCUCUACCACCUCUCACCACAAUCACCAAGAAUACAUUAAAAAACAUAUGCAAAUCGACACCCAAUAUUUCCACACUUACUACACGUUCACUUUCGAGCACCAAUGCUACUACUACCUCUAAAUCAUCAUCGUCACGCGAUUCGACUUGCUCGGCAGCCGAAGCGGCCGAAUAUCGCCAGAGACGUCGUGCUGUGCCCACAAUUUAUGAUUUUGGUGUUACUUUACGUUUACAUUUUCAGUCAUUGGACUAUGCGAAAUCGGGUGCUACCGCAUCAUCGUCGAGCAGCAGCAGUACGACGACCUCGUCGGCCAAAACAUCCAAAAAGAAGGAUCAUCAUGGUUUCCUGAGCAGUCGGGCACGUAGUCAUGCACGUAAAUCCAGCUUGGAUGAGAAAGAUUCGGGUAGUGUUAGCGGUAGCAGUAUUAAGGAAACGCAACGUAAAAGUGUGGAUAUUUCAAUAACGCUAACGGAUGAUGAGAGCAGUAAUAGUCGUUUAAGUGAGCCGGGUUCAAUGUCACUUGGCAUCAUAACCGACACCCUGGAAUCCAAGCUUAGCAAACUACGCAGUGGCUCUGAGUCGAAUGAUGAAAAUGGUUCACCCGACUUUCCAAUGCAACGUCGUUAUACAUUGGGUGAACAUAUAUUACAAACCGAAAACAUUCCCUAUGCCGAUGAGUCUCCCGAAAGACAUUUUCAUAAUUUCUGUCCGCUGGACAAUAUGACGGGUGCAAAUAAUUUAAUGAUCAGUCGUUCAUGUACCUCAACAAAUACCCUAAUGGGUAGCAGUGCUAAAUCGGCGAGUAGUGAAAAGGAGAAAUCAUCACCUCUGACAGGCUAUAAAGGUGCACCGCACAAACUGCAACAUUCAGCCACGGCACCAAUAAACUCUUCAAUUGGCAGUGUGGGUGGAGGGGUGAAUCUGUCAUCCCCGCCCACGGCCGCCUCCACACCUACAACAAUCGGUGCUCUAAAGGGUAGCUUGACAACAGCUUCUUCAGCUAGAAAUGCCUAUGCUACUAGUAAAAAUUUAAGGUUCUCUUCAUCGGUGCAUGAGCAACGUUGCUCCGAAGAUGAUUCAGAAGGUUCUACAACAAGUGAUCCCAAAGAAGCUUUGGCCAUGGCUUCACCAUCAUUUCUACUAGAUAAAUAUAAUAAGAAACGUAGAGAUCAUCGUCUUUAUCGUUCGGCUUCGUUCAAUUGUCGUAACUAUUCUUCGCGCUAUGGCGGCAGCAUGGCAGGUGGUGGCAGUAAUAUUCCUUUAACAAAAGAUGAAAAGACUGAUAUGAAUCUAACGAAAAAACGACAAAUACAAAAUAAACAAAAUCGUUCGAUAAAGCGCCGUCACACAGUGGGUGGACCACAUGACUACAGUGGCAAUGCAGCACAACCGCCACCAGCAUCGGCUGGAAAUAAUUGCAAUCAUCAUUGUAAGAAUAAUAUGUCAAAUUCGGCAAGUUCGAAUGCUUCGAAUACAUCAUCAGGGGGUAUUCGACGAACACCAUUGUCCAGUGCAAAUGGCAACAUAGCCAAUAAUAACAAUAAUAUGCAACAACAUGGCGAUGAUGGAGGUAACAGUAGUGCCACCAGUAAUGGCAAUAGCAGUAGCAGUAAUAAUACAACCAAUAAUACGAAUGGCUCCUCGACCACAGCCACAACAGUUAAUGUGGCCAAUUCAUCGGGUGAACAUGUACUUGAAGUUGGUAUACGUAUAAAGAAUAUUAAUAGAGCGCGUUUCUAAAU